CGCGCACGUCUUAACCGAGAUAUCCGGAAUCUUGAAACAGUCGCCCAGUCAUUAACACGGGCUCUCUCUCGACAUUGAACUCAACCUCUACAACUUACACCUUUUCAAACCAACCGCAAAAAUGGGCAAGAGUCUUAUGGACAAGAUCCAGGCCAAGCUGGAGCUCUUCCGGCUGGAGCAACGCUACACCCGCCGCCGUCACCGACGUUCCACCUUUGUCUCCAACGCUGUCUACGUUGAUGGCGAGUACGUCUACCAGACUCCCAACAGCACUGGCUCCUCGUCGGGAUCUUCCAACAUGGAUGCUCUCCACGGCGACAAGGCUGGCAACAGCUCUUCCUCCACGCCCACCACUGGCACCCUUGAGGGCGGCCACUUCCCUUCGGAGUUCCAAGCUCCUCCGCAGCAGCAACCACAGCCCACGAGCGCUGAGCGCAAGCGUCUAAACCGCUUCAGCUCUAUCCCACACUUUGGCGGAUCAUCCUUCAACAAGGAGAUGCCCAGCAUCCAAGAGCGAAGGAGCAGCAUGAUCCGAUGAACGAGUCACGGACAAUAAAUAUGAAAAAAGAAAAGAAACCACAAAAAA
Messenger RNA from Fusarium vanettenii 77-13-4, 586 nucleotides. RefSeq lists its product as uncharacterized. The coding region runs from base 122 to 538 and encodes 138 amino acids. The transcript has a single exon. Lineage: Eukaryota; Fungi; Ascomycota; Sordariomycetes; Hypocreales; Nectriaceae. The record is from RefSeq and is a predicted model, not a curated record.